Molecule: messenger RNA, 1860 nt
Organism: Penicillium nucicola
Lineage: Eukaryota; Fungi; Ascomycota; Eurotiomycetes; Eurotiales; Aspergillaceae
Exons: 2
Coding region: 1-1860 (619 amino acids)
Source: RefSeq, a predicted model, not a curated record
AUGCUGGACGAGCUAGAUAACGUCUUCGACGAUCAUCCAUCCCUGGAUGCUUCGCUCGAAGACUUUGAGAACAAUACCAAUCCCCACCGGUCACCCAUGUUUGGUCUUCCCUCCCAACAUUCUGGAUUCCGAUCUGAAGAGUCUGACGGGGAAGACGGGGACCUUGAGGACCCAGCCCAGGAGCGCUGGUCGCCUCCAGGGUUCCAACAUGAAUACUCGCAGGGUAGUGGGUGGUACCGCCACCAGCCCUAUCUGCGCAAAGGUAACCCCCAAACAGAGCGAUUGCAGCUCAGACCCACAGUCGGGCUGAGCGCGUCGCCGUCGCAAUCGCGCGAACCAAGCCCACAGUACGAGGAUGCGCUCGAAGGACCUGCCAAUGGGAAAGGUAGUGACACCACCGUCGCGGCUAAUGUGCCUCUACCCCCCGGUGCGGAUACACCUCUCAAUGGAAGAUCUCCCAGUCCGGGUCCGGGUCCGGGUCCGGCUCCCAGGCCAAAUCGUACGCCUCGUCAUAGUCCGGAGGACGAUGAAACGGGCUUUGGAGCGGAGAAUCUGAGCAACUUACGUGCUGAAGUCCAACACCGAGAACCCAUUGCCGCCUUGUUCGGCUGGGUGCGCUCCAAGUUUGAGCGCAUGACAAGCUCCAAAUCUAACACCACCCUCUCCAUCGUCAUGAUCCUAGUCUCCCUUGCCUUCAUGCGUGCUUUACUCCUCCCAGGCCUCCCGCAGUCGAUUCCCGAUCUCGUCAAGCUAUCCGGCUUCGCGCGCUCCUUUGAACCAUUGAUAUACUACUCGGAAAAUGGCGUCCAGCAAAUCGGAACGCUCCAAGAAACAGGUGUGGCAGUGUGGGAUCUGAGCGAGUCAGUUCGUGGCACAAACAUGACCAGCGCCCCGAUAAUUGUUCAUCAACUCGACGAACUAUCAGACUCCCUCAAAACCCUUUCACUAGAGCUGACCCGCUUCUUCGCCAACGUCGACUCGGACAUCGACUCCAUCCUCAUAGUGAUGGACUGGGCAAAACGCGAACUGGAAACCCUCUCAGCCCAACCCCCAAGCUCCCUCCCAACGAUAGUCUUCGACAACAUGCACAACAUGCUCGCACGCCUUGGCGCCCUGGAACGCUCCCAACUUGAGAACGGCACCCCAACUUCUUCAACGGCAACACCCCUAGGCCACCUUGUGAUGGCCGUUUUUGGACCAACAUCCGCGCAACGAACUCGCACAACCCUAACCCGAACAUUCACCGAGUUUCUCUCCGUCCUAGAAGAAUCAAUCAACAGCGAACUCUCCCACUCAACAGCUCUCUUCGCCCUGUUUGAAUCAAUCGAUCGCCAAUUUCUCAACCUCCAGCGAACAGUCGUCAGAGAAUCGGACGCCCAGGAACGCGCAGAGGGCGAAAUGCUCUCCUCCCUCUGGACUCGCGUUCUCGGCCCUGACGCCUCAGUCGUGCGCAAAUACGAAAAAAACAAGAAACUCCUCGCAAACGUGCGCAGUCGCACCGUCGCCAACAAACAUCUCCUUGUCGAUCACCGUGGUCGGCUCCUCACGCUGAAGGUUAAUCUUGAAACCCUUCGACGGAAACUAGUCAGUCCACUCGUACGGCGAAACGACUCCGUCAGUUUCGUGGGAUCCGUUGAUGGCAGCAAUGGAGCGGGGAAUUCAGGGAGUGCGGGACGCAUGCUCGGGCCCGUUGAAGCUGUGAUUGAUGGGCAGAUUCGCGGGCUUGAGGGAACAUAUGAUUAUUUGCGCUCUGUGCGCGAACGCCAGAAGGCAAAACUUAUGGAGAUGGUUUAUGGGGCUGGGAGGAAACCUUCUCAGUCGCUCAUUGAUGGACUGGAUGGGAUUGAGGAUGGGGAGUGA